This is a messenger RNA of Dioszegia hungarica, 4416 nucleotides long. RefSeq lists its product as uncharacterized. The record is from RefSeq and is a predicted model, not a curated record. The transcript has 4 exons. NCBI's taxonomy places the organism in Eukaryota, Fungi, Basidiomycota, Tremellomycetes, Tremellales, Bulleribasidiaceae. Bases 1 to 4416 code for a protein of 1471 amino acids.
AUGCUGCCCCUCGAGGUCCUCGUCGCCGUCCCAGUACCCUUCCUCCUCGCCCUCAUCCUCCACGUCACCUACUACCUCCUCCCCCUACUCCACCUUCUCCCGCGCCCCGGACCCCUCCUCGCUCGCAUCACAGCACUCAUCCCAAACCCUCGGCGCCGGACCCGUAACCUCCCUCGCGAGUUCUUCAACCUUCCUCCUCGGUCUACCUCCCCUAAUGGCUCAAUAUCGUCCAUCACGUCCCUCACGAUGGGCUCGGCGCUCGGCGUUCGGGGCAAAGUCAUGCUUAUGAUGGCUGCCCAGGCGGGGGUAUCAUUGAUAGCGGGAUGGGUCUACCUGACGACGGGGGUGACGGGUCGAUUGGCGGGGUUGUGCCUGGCGUUAUCGGUCAUCCCCGUCGCAGUCGGUAUCACCACCAUCACCCUCUUCUCGGCCAUGCGCCGACCGCACCAUAUCGCUAGGCACGAGCUCUCCCUCAUCCGUUCCGCCAUCUUCGGCUCCGGCGGCGUCACUCACAGCACCAUCAUCCCCCGCAUCCUCCCUUACUCUUCCCUCGCCUCUGCUUUACUCUGCGCUAUCACCGUCCUCCUCCCCUCGGCCGGCAUCUUCCUACUCAUCAUCACCUCCCUCUUGUCGGUAUCCAGCAUGGCCCUGGCAUCAUACUCGGUCCGGAGCCAAAGCCGAGCUAGGAGGGGCAUGAUUCGCCUGGCCUCUCCCUCGCCUGACUCCCGAUCUGGCCAUAGGGUCAGUAUGGCCGAGAAGCAUAGUCAAGCCUAUCAAUACUCGGACAGUAUGAUCAGCUCCCCAUCCCGCCCGCCCACUCCCCACUCCGCUUUCUCCUACUCGCCCUCUGUUCAGACACCCCAUACGCAGUCCGACUCGCGUACGCCCAAGUCCGAGGGUACCGGUAUGUCGGAGUACGACACUCCCAAGACCUCUUUGACCGAAUACACUGCCACUCCAGAGACCAUCGCCAGUUGGGACUUUACCCAUUCUCCCACCCCGUCCCUACCGACCCCUUCAUCGGCCGUCACUCGGCCACGAUCCACCUCGCCUGCGCUGCCCGAGAUCUCCUCUCCCCGCGCUGUGCCUCGCGGAUCCGCCCAGACCGCGAGCGGCCACUCCAUGCACACCAUCCCCCUCACGUCUACUCCGGGUUCCGCCCUCGGCUCGCCUGGCGGCUCCAUCCUCGCGGGCUACUCCCCGGACCCCUUCCAUCCCAUGCCGAGGGGCUUCGAAUCGCUCACACAAUUCCCCAUGACCCCUUCCCAGCUCGCCAGGCGCGCCAGCCUGGUCGAGCGCCAAAAUCGGUCCGGGUCGGCGUUUACAUUCGUCCCGUCGCAGGUCCAGACCGCGUCAGGUGGACAAGGCCGAGACUCAACCUGGACGCUCGAGUCGUACCAUUCGCUAUCGUACCAGACGCCCAAAUCGCAGGUUCGGGGUCGAGGGUCCGAUGAUCCCCGCCGAGCACCCCCGCCUCCCCCUCUCCCCUACCCCAUGCCUCUCCCUCCUACGCCAACCCUCUCUCGAAGCCAGACGCCAUGGGACCAGAGUACGUGCGGCGCGCUCGGGAAGGGCUCGACAGAGCUUCUGAUGGGCGGCGAGAGGGAAUGGGAUAUGAUCGAUCUGAGCGAUGAGGGGGAGGGGCUGGAGAGUUGGGGGAAUGGAGGGAGAGGCGUAGGAUUGCUAUCGCUUGCUGGGCUCAUGAUCUGCACCGCCUUCUCGGCGCCUCUCCUCGCUGUCGGUCUCACCCAGACCACGCAGAUCCUCUACCUCAUCUCCAUCCUCCUCCCCUCCACGCUCCUCCUCUUCUCGACAUACCUCCUCCGCCCGCGCCCUCUCCCCCUCCCCACCCAGCCACGCAACCUCAAGAAGUCCUCCAAAGCCUCCAAAGCUUCCACAUCGACUCACCAAUCCCUCGCGCUCAAAUCUGAGUCCCAGCUUUCUCUCCCCGGUACCGUCUCCCCCAAACUCACCCCGCCCGUCCGGAACCGCGCCUCCGUCCCUCUCGCCGAGAAAUGGAACAGCCUCCUUGAGCCCAAACCGUCCAUCUCGAGCUUCGGAUACCAGCCGCCUUCCGCCAGCGAGAAGAAGGGGCAUCGGCGGCAUACAGUCUAUGGCGCCCUCAGCGCGCGGGACGAUGCGUCCGAGGAGUACAGCCGUAAGAUGCUCGCGAGGCGCUCGGUCGAUAUUUGGCUGGAGGCGGGACAUGCGAAGCCUGCGGGCAAUGUGCUGGAGAGGGCGGCAGAGAUGAUUCGCCCGUCUCCUGCGCUGAGGAUACUGGAGGGACCGCCGAGGAAGGAGGGGGAGGGGAUGAUGAGGAAGUUGAGGGGAGGGGUGGUCUCGAUGUUGCUGCCGAAGCGAUUCAGCCAGAUCAUGGCUCUGCAGGAUGGAGUGGCGAACGGGAUGGAGAUGUCGACGCCGAGACGAGGGAGGGGGGUAUCGCAGUAUGAUGAUGCCGAGGACGACGAGCCGCAGAGCCCGAUCACGAUCCACAUUACCUCGCCUAGCAAGUUUGAGCGGCGGCAGAGUGGGCUGGCGCGAUACUCUAUCGGCGAGGCGAGCGAUGGCGGUGACGGGGACGGAGAAGAGGCGGAACCGGAGAUUCAGGUGGCUACGAGGGCGAGGAUGUCGGCGAGUCCGACGUACUUCUUUGGGAAGGAGCGAACGGAUGAAGGAGGGGAUGGGGAGCUGGACUGGCUGCAGUCUGCUAUACUGCCCCAGCUUAUGAGCGGGAACCAAGUCUCGCACCGCAUUCGCCCUUCCGAGCAAUUUGCGGACGCCGAGUCGCCCCGCACCAGCCGUCUCUUACGUCGCUCUUCCAUCGGUAGCGCCCCUACCCAGACGGAUCACCCCAUACCCGCCCACACCGCCUCCCCUAAUGCGAAGUCUAUCCGCCGCGAGCUCCGGCACAAGCACAGCUUCUCCCUCCCCCUCAUCGACAAAGCCAGCUUCUCGGACCUUCGGUCCCAAGUCCGCCAGGUCGGGAAAGAGCGGCAGCACGACUGGUCCAUCUACGCCGAUGGGUACGAGUACGAGUACCCCCGGCAGGUGAUUGACUUCUCGGCUGCUCCUGCCGAAGAGGCCGGGGUAGACCUUCCCGCGUUCCCGGUAGACUACUCGCAAGCUCCAUACCCCGCUACGCCGGGCAGCUAUCUCUCCACCGUGGGUGAGGGGAACGAGACGCGCAUGUCGACCAAUAUGCGCUCCCUCGCCCACCUCACUCUCUCGGCCGAGGCGCUCUGGGAGUCCCCUUCCCACGCGUACACCUCGCCCGCCUCACACACCUAUACCUCGCCGGCAUCCCAGCGAGAAAGGCUAUCAACCGACUCGCACCUCGUCGGCCAGGACAGCUUUGUCUCGGACGACGAAGCCAUGGCGCGCGAGAUGGAGCAGGUCCUCGCGAUGGACACGCCUACGCGUGCCGAGUUCGUCAUCUCUCCUACUGGGUCGGAAGCCACGACGGUGAGCGCCCGGACGUCCUGGUCAAGGAUGAGCGGGGGUCGACCGCUCUCGCGCGCCAGCUCGGCCGGGAGCGGAUGGCACGGCGUGCUGGAUAAAAAGGUGUCGGCGUCGACUAUCGCGUCGAGGCGGUCCGCUACUCGGUCGGACGAGUCGGGAUCCAGCGAGAACCAUACGUUCGGCCGCUCCGCCCCAGGCAUCGCCGUACCGCCCGUCCCGGAGCUUCCGGAAUCGAUGCGUCGACCCAUGUCGCAGACCUUUGCGCACCCCUUCCCGGUCCAUAACGCCGCAGCAUCCAUCCCGCUCCGUACAUCCGCCUCUACCGCUUCCAUCUCAACCCAGCCCGUCCCGCCGCACAAUCGCCCCGUCGCCCCACAAGCCCCGCUACACACCAUCAUGCCCCGUAAAUCGGCGGAAACGAUCCGCUCGGAGGCGUCCGACCAAUCCACCCCGCCCGUCAAGCGCCAGCCGGGAUGGCGAAUGAGCCGGCAAGAGCUCCGGCUCGUCAAGGAGCUACAGGAGCGCAAGGCCGCUGCGGAGCAAGAGGAGCGAGAGAGGAUAGGCAGGGUCGAGAAGGAGGUGGCGGCGAUAGAGACCCGGGCGAGGGUAUUGGGGAUCCCGCCUGGGACGCCGCCUUCGCCCGAGAAGAGGAAGGGACUGAAGCCGUUGAGAUUGGUCGCGAAUCGGCCGGCGUCGAUUUUGUUGGCUGGCGCUGGAGGGGCAAAACCGAAGAUGGGCGUCGAGAAGAAUCAAGGAGACGUCGGCGGGUUGAGAGCUGGUGAAAAUGGUACAGCCGGGUCGUUACCGCCUUCUACGCCGAGUCGGAAGAAGACGUCCAAGGGCGGGAGUCAGAAGAAUGAGAAUCUGCCGCCUGUGCCGACGCCCGGAUCGAGGAAGGGCGGGAAGUCGAGUAAAGGGAGUACGGGGGUGAGCGGGAUGAGCGGGAUUCGGGCUUGA